Molecule: messenger RNA, 1659 nt
Organism: Metarhizium brunneum ARSEF 3297
Lineage: Eukaryota; Fungi; Ascomycota; Sordariomycetes; Hypocreales; Clavicipitaceae
Gene: atp-1
Product: ATP synthase subunit alpha
Biological process (GO): proton transmembrane transport; proton motive force-driven ATP synthesis
Molecular function (GO): ATP binding; proton-transporting ATP synthase activity, rotational mechanism; ADP binding
Source: RefSeq, a predicted model, not a curated record
AUGUUCCGGAACGCUCUCCGACAGUCCACGCGUGCCGUGGGCGCCGUCUCUGCUGCCGGCAGAGUCGCCGCGGUGCGAAAUGCCGCACCCGCCGCUUUCACCGGUCUGCAGGCUCGAUCCUACGCCGACAAGGCUUCACCAACUGAGGUCUCCUCGAUCCUCGAGCAGCGCAUCCGUGGCGUCCAGGAAGAGUCGGGUCUCGCUGAGACUGGCCGUGUCCUUUCCGUCGGUGACGGUAUUGCUCGUGUCCAUGGUCUUGCCAACGUCCAGGCCGAGGAGCUGGUUGAGUUCGCCUCUGGUGUCAAGGGCAUGUGCAUGAACCUUGAGGCCGGUCAGGUCGGUGUUGUGUUGUUCGGUUCCGAUCGUCUCGUCAAGGAGGGCGAGACUGUCAAGCGUACUGGUGCCAUUGUCGACGUCCCCGUCGGCUCUGAGCUGCUUGGUCGUGUUAUUGAUGCUCUUGGUAACCCUAUCGACGGCAAGGGCCCUCUUAACACCAAGGAGCGUCGCCGCGCACAGCUCAAGGCUCCCGGCAUUUUGCCUCGCAAGUCUGUCAACGAGCCUGUCCAGACUGGUUUCAAGUCCGUCGAUGCCAUGGUUCCCAUUGGCCGUGGUCAGCGUGAAUUGAUCAUUGGUGAUCGUCAGACAGGCAAGACUGCCGUCGGUCUCGACACCAUCCUUAACCAGAAGCGAUGGAACAACGGUAGUGAUGAGAAAAAGAAGCUGUAUUGUGUCUACGUUGCUGUUGGUCAGAAGCGAUCCACUGUUGCUCAGCUCGUCAAGACCCUCGAGGAGAACGACGCCAUGAAGUACUCCAUUGUCGUUGCCGCCACUGCUUCUGAAGCAGCUCCUCUGCAAUAUUUGGCGCCGUUCACUGGCGCGUCAGUAGCCGAGCACUUCCGUGACAACGGCCGCCAUGCACUGGUUAUUUACGAUGAUUUGUCCAAGCAAGCUGUGGCAUAUCGUCAGAUGUCUUUGCUGCUUCGCCGUCCUCCUGGUCGUGAGGCCUACCCGGGUGACGUUUUCUACCUCCAUUCUCGUUUGCUAGAGCGUGCUGCCAAGCUCAACGAUCACCACGGUGGCGGUUCUAUGACUGCCUUGCCUAUCAUUGAAACCCAGGGCGGUGAUGUGUCUGCCUACAUUCCCACCAACGUUAUUUCCAUUACCGACGGUCAGAUCUUCUUGGAAUCUGAGCUGUUCUACAAGGGUAUCCGUCCCGCCAUCAACGUUGGUCUUUCCGUCUCUCGCGUCGGUUCCUCCGCCCAGCUCAAGGCGAUGAAGCAAGUUGCUGGUUCUCUCAAGCUUUUCUUGGCCCAGUACCGUGAGGUCGCUGCUUUCGCCCAGUUCGGUUCCGAUCUGGAUGCUGCCACAAAGCAGACUCUGGCCCGUGGUGAGCGCUUGACCGAGCUCCUGAAGCAGAAGCAGUACUCGCCCAUGGCUGUCAACGAGAUGGUUCCUCUCAUCUACGCUGGUGUCAACGGCUACCUCGAUAACGUCCCUGUCUCCAAGAUCCUCCAGUGGGAAUCUGACUAUCUUGCUCACCUCAAGGCAAACGAGGCUGAUCUCCUUAACACCAUUGAGAAGGAGGGUGCCAUCAGCAAGGAGCUUGAGGCUAAGCUGAAGGACGUUACCCAGUCCUUCAUCAAGAGCUUCCUCGGCUAA